GAGCGAGAAACAGACUCGACGAGCGCUUACUUUCAACAGCUGUCCCUUUCGCAAUCUGCUCGUCGUGCCUGUCUCAAUUUCAACUCGAAGCGAGGUCGAAGAGAUGUCGGAUUCGAAGAAAAAGGUGGUUCUGGCGUACAGCGGCGGUCUAGAUACCUCCUGCAUACUGUUCUGGCUGAGAGAAAAAGGAUUCCAAGUUGUCGCUUACGUGGCAAACAUCGGGCAAAAUGAAGACUUCGACGCGGUGCGAGAGAAGGCGCUUAAAAUCGGCGCGAUUAAGGUUGUGAUAGAUGAUGUCAAGGAAGCAUUCGUCACUUCUUACGUGUGGCCCGCAGUGUCCUGCGGUUUGCUCUAUGAGGGAAGAUAUCUUUUAGGCACGUCUAUAGCACGACCGUGUAUCAGCCAAGGUCUGAUAAGGACGGCGAGAGCGGAAAAUGCCGGUAUCAUAGCGCAUGGAGCAACCGGGAAAGGCAACGAUCAAGUUCGCUUUGAGCUGAGCUGCUACAGCCUUUGUCCCAAUAUCAAGAUCUUGGCGCCGUGGAGGGAACAUGAAUUUUACACCAGGUUCCAAGGAAGACCGGACUUGUUGGAGUACGCCCGACAAAAUGGAAUUCCGACCUCGGCGACGCCGAAGGAACCGUGGAGCACCGAUGCUAAUCUCGUGCACGUUAGCUACGAAUCGGGAGUGUUGGAAAAUCCUGCGAAGCCCGCACCGAGAGACCUCUACAAAAUGACCACUGAUCCCGUGGACGCCGUUUCGCAGGCGGAAGAAAUCGAAAUCGAUUUCAAACACGGAUAUCCGUCCAUCGUGAGAAACCGGAAGAAUGGACGGAUGUUCGACGCUCCCCUGGCGAUAAUCGAGUAUCUCAACGAAGUCGGUGGCGCGCACGGUAUCGGGAGAGUCGACAUCGUGGAAAAUCGAUACAUCGGACUGAAAUCUCGUGGAAUUUACGAGUCACCAGGCGCGAAGAUCCUGCACGUCGCGCACCAGGACUUGGAGGUGUUCGCGUUAGACCGCGAGGUUCUGAGGGUCAAGUCCUAUCUGACGGACAGGAUGUCGGAUUACGUGUACAACGGUUUCUGGUUCUCGCCCGAGUGUGACUUUGUGCGGGAGAGCAUUCUUUACUCGCAGAAAUACGUGAACGGCACAGUGAAGCUGCGAUUGUACAGAGGAAACGUCAUGGCGAUUGGCAGGUCGAGCGAGGUUUCCUUGUACAACGAAAAUCUCGUCUCGAUGGAUGUGCAGGGAGACUUUGAGCCCGCGGACGCCACGGGAUUCAUUCGCACGCAGGCUCUGAGGCUGAAGGAGUUCCAUCGCUUUAACGAGCAACGAGACAUAUCUAAGUGAGAGGAAAAGAGAGAGAGAGAAAGACACCUGUUAUACUUAGGCGCGGGUCUCGAAUAAAAAUAAAAGGCACUCCGCUGCUUAACCCAA
Messenger RNA from Dinoponera quadriceps, 1435 nucleotides. It is a transcript of the gene Ass, whose product is annotated as argininosuccinate synthase. The transcript is spliced from 8 exons. The coding region runs from base 104 to 1348 and encodes 414 amino acids. Gene Ontology annotation, biological process: urea cycle; L-arginine biosynthetic process. The record is from RefSeq and is a predicted model, not a curated record. Lineage: Eukaryota; Metazoa; Arthropoda; Insecta; Hymenoptera; Formicidae. Gene Ontology annotation, molecular function: argininosuccinate synthase activity; ATP binding. Gene Ontology annotation, cellular component: cytoplasm.